UAGAAAGUGAGUAGUCUGUGGAAACAGACAACCUCACGGAGGUUGGCUGAAUUUUCGUAAAGUGAAUUUCGCUUGAAUAUUAAAUAUUAUUUUCCUUGCCCUGGAAUUUGGUGACUCCUGUUAUAAUUGAUACGUGUAUUUUAAAGUGGAUCGGUUCGCAGUACAUUAUUUGGUGUUACUUGCUACCCUUUAGAACAAUAUACAGCGCUUCACAAAAAUAAGAUAUCAUGGCGGUACCCACUACCGGUGUAGUUGUGCCUCGAAACUUUCGUUUACUAGAGGAAUUAGAACAAGGUCAGAAAGGUGUAGGCGAUGGCACAAUCAGUUGGGGCUUGGAAAAUGAUGAUGACAUGACUCUUACACAUUGGACUGGAAUGAUAAUUGGACCACCUAGAACACCAUAUGAAAAUAGAAUGUAUAGUUUGAAAAUUGAUUGUGGUCAGAGAUAUCCAGAUGAUGCUCCUAAUGUAAGAUUUUUAAGCAGGAUUAAUAUGAAUUGUAUUAACAGUACUACUGGUGCAGUUGAUAACCGCAGUGUGCCAGUACUUGCAAAGUGGCAACGAGAAUACACAAUUAAGACAGUUCUUCAAGAGCUCCGUCGUUUGAUGACACUAAAAGAAAAUAUGAAACUGUCUCAGCCUCCAGAGGGUAGCACUUUUUAGCCUAACCAUGUGUAAACUUGAUGCCUCUUCCUUUCUGCGGUAGCAAAGGGCGAGAUUCAAUGAAGGUACCAAAUACUAUUAAAUGGGUGCCCAAUAAAGAUGUACGCUAAGAAGUAACACCUGUAUAAAAAAAAGAAGAAGGUGAUGAUGACUAUAAAAGUUGAAUCAGUGUUUUCAAUUUACAGAAAUAUUUACUUACAAAAUUCAGGAAACGUAUAUUUUUACUUAACCAUUUCCUAAUUUUAGGCCAUGUUUCAUAUAUAUGUGAAAUUAUUAUUGUAAUUGUAAUAUUUUAUUGUAAAAAUAUGCACUAGCAUUUAAUUUAAGAAAAUGCUGUUUCAACUUUUAGGUUAUAAAUACAAUCUAAAACAAGAGUCAUAUUUUGAAUCUUAAAAACUGGAAACACAGACUGUGUAAUAAAAGUAAUAAUCAGUAAGAACAA
This is a messenger RNA of Hylaeus anthracinus, 1104 nucleotides long. RefSeq names its product ubiquitin-conjugating enzyme E2 variant 2 (gene Uev1A). Bases 228 to 662 code for a protein of 144 amino acids. NCBI's taxonomy places the organism in Eukaryota, Metazoa, Arthropoda, Insecta, Hymenoptera, Colletidae. Gene Ontology annotation, cellular component: nucleus. The record is from RefSeq and is a predicted model, not a curated record. Gene Ontology annotation, biological process: protein K63-linked ubiquitination; DNA damage tolerance. The transcript has 4 exons.